AUGGAUCGUCAAGAUAAUUCAUCAAUUUCUUCAUUCCAUGAAGUUAUGACAGCAAACCCUAAUAUUCCAUCAACACAUAAGAAAAGAGGUGGGAGGAAGAUAUUCAAGGAGACGCGCCACCCCUUAUACAGAGGAGUACGGCGGAGGAACAACGCCAAAUGGGUGUGUGAAGUGCGUGAACCAAACAAGAAAUCAAGAAUAUGGCUUGGGACAUUCGCCACCCCAGAAAUGGCAGCCAGGGCACACGAUGUGGCGGCGUUGGCCCUGCGAGGUGGUGCCGCUGCCCUGAACUUCAAUGACUCUGCUUGGUGCCUCCCUAGGGCCAAAUCUUCAUCCCAUAAAGAUAUACAAAUUGCUGCUCUUCAAGCUGCUAAUAAUUUUACUCCACCAUUAAUGGAAUUAUCUCCUUGUUCUUCCUCUAAUAAUUCACUGAAUUCGUCGAAUCUAUCGAGGGAAAAUCUCAAAAUAAAAUCUCCCAACUCGUGGGCGGAUUCAUCGAAUAUGGAAAACGAGUUCUUGGACGAGGAAGCAGUGUUUAACAUGCCAGGAUUGCUCGACAGCAUGGCAGAGGGGAUGCUCCUGACUCCACCAGCUAUGAAGAAUGGAUUUAGUUGGAGCAAUGAGGUUGAAAAUUAUAGUGAUUUCACAUUGUGGAGAGAUUGA
Messenger RNA from Fraxinus pennsylvanica, 663 nucleotides. The record is from the annotation of a GenBank genome assembly. NCBI's taxonomy places the organism in Eukaryota, Viridiplantae, Streptophyta, Magnoliopsida, Lamiales, Oleaceae.